GGACCCCAGAUAUCAUGAAUCAUUAUUAAACAUGGAUAUCAUUUCAAUACCCAGUGCUAUGCGGGAUCAUUGGGAUGUCCCGACCUUAACCCCUACUUUAUUAAUUUAAAAUUGAAUUUAAAAUGUUAACUUCAGUGGACUAGAGACGUCCCAAUGAUACCGGAUAGCACGGACCAAUCGCAAUUGCUUCUUCUCUCCUCCUCAAACCACAUUGGAUGAGAGAGCCAGAAGUCCUGCCCCUCCGACCUACUCCUCCAAUGGGUUUUGAGGAGGCGAGGAUAAUGUGAUUGAGAUUUCCCCAUUGGGUCCAUGAGGAGGCUUGUGUGUGACUUUGGUAGAGGUAGUCUUUGAACUAAAACUUCACUGUUGACCGAGGAGAAUGUAAAUGCUAAGCAUGUAGUAAUGAUUUACCACUGCUGUUUUAACCGUGGUUUUGUACGAAACCAUUCGUUUGGUUCAUGUGCCUGUUGAACAGUGUUUAGCGGCAAAGUAAGUCAGCUUCGCUAGCUAGGUAAAGUUAGCUGGCUAUCGGAGAUUCGAUGUCGUUUGCUGGUUGUUACAUUGAGCUGUUGCGAUAUUCAUAACGUUGACAUGUGGUGUUACUAUGUGGCCGUUGUAUACGCUAUAUUUGCUACUUCUCAUCCUUGCUUACUUUCAUCCGGAAAUAGUCAACCGAGAAGUGAACGUGCAUAUCUUAUAGUUAUAGCUAGUUGAACUAGCUAGAAGUGUGCAGUAGUACAGAAUGCUGCUCUCCCUGGUUGUUCACACAUACUCGUUGCGGUACUGGUUUCCUGCAGUGGUAAUGCUAGGCACAGCUCCGGUUUAUGUGCUGUCAUGGGGUGCAUGUCGUGUGCUUACCGCUGUCCUCCCAUCAAGACUAUACCGCAGGAUGGACGACCACCUCUAUAAUAUAUACCAGAGCCUCGUCCUAUUUUUCUUCGAAAACUAUACCGGGGUGGAGAUUGUUAUUUAUGGAGACGUGCAAAAGAAAAAAAGAGAAUGUAGUCUACCUUUCCAACCAUCAAUGCACAGCAGACUGGAUCAUUGCUGACAUGUUAGCCAUUAGGCAGAAAGCACUUGGCCAUGUGAGAUACGUCCUAAAAGAUGGGCUGAAAUGGCUCCCAUUAUACGGAUGGUAUUUCUCUCAGCAUGGAGGUGUCUACGUGAAGCGAAGCGCAAAGUUUGACGAGAAGGCAAUGAAAAAGAAGCUCUCGUCACAAACAGUGUUGGGAACACCAAUGUAUCUUGUCAUCUUCCCAGAAGGAACCCGAUACAACCCUGAACUCAAGAAGAUGAUCAGCGACAGUCAGGCUUUUGCCACUAAAGAAGGUGAGCAAAACACUCGGCAGAUCCUCACAAGGCACCCUGAUCUCUUUCCGCGAUGUCUCUUUCUCCUGCGAAUGACAGAGAUGAGGGUCUGUUCGGGUGUCUGGAGUAAAUCCCUCUCGUCCUUUUCGUUAGAGAUUCUUCGUCCAGUUCAAGGGCUGGCUGCCUUAGACCAUGUUCUGACCCCAAGAAUGAAAGCCUCUCACGUUGCCAUAGAGACCAUGAGGGAUCACCUGGAUGCUGUUUAUGAUAUCACCGUUGUGUAUGAGGCAACACGCGGCAAAAGCAGUGAUAGACAACCUGCCCCAACCAUGCCAGAAUUCCUGUGUAAGGAAUCUCCAAGAGUUCACAUCCACUUUGAACGUGUGGACAUAAAGGAAAUUCCUCCGGAGUCUGUGUUUUUCCGUGGGUGGCUGCACAAGCGAUUUGAGAUCAAGGACCAGAUGUUGACUACUUUCUAUGAGUCUGAGGAUCCAGACAAAAAAGGCAAAUUCCCUGGAGAAGGUCAAAGGUCCCAUCUGAGUAUUAUGAAGAUGUUGCCAUCGCUGCUAUUUUUGGGAGGGGGCUAACACUGCCAAUGCUGAUGACGGAGUCUGGCAGGAAACUCUAUGUCCGAAACUGGGUGUAUGGGACUCUGUUGGGAUAGCUCUGGGUGAAUGUUAGUCCAUAGGAAGCUUGUGGUGGUCAUCAUGCCAUUUGCUCUGAGUAUGGAAAGACCUUGCCCUUUCACUCACCCAUCAAGCAGGUGAGUGUGUUUUUUUUUCUUCUAACAAAGCACUUGUUGCUGUUAAGGUUUAUGGGCUUCUACAAUUCUGUCCAAAUGUAUGGCUCAUUUCCUAACUAAACAGCUGUAAGAGAGAUUGGGAGAGAGAAGCCGUUUUGUUUCUUGUGCUGCUUGUUUCUUGCUCUAUUGUUGUGUGCAUCAGAACUUGCAUCCAGAUAAGGCGAGAAAAAUAUAAAUAGGGGAUGUUGAAAUGAGGCAUAUUUCUUUCUUGAAUUUCCCCCUUUAUCUCAGCCAUAAAGUAUGACUCGAUAGAUUUCUUCCCUAAACCCUUUAGGCCUGUUACAUAAUAAAUGUAGCCAAUUCUGUACUUUUGCAUGUCCAGUGUCCAGCAUCCCUUUUCAACAUGAUGUAAUCUUUCAUUAGUUGACUAGAGUUAAGUUCAGCUCUCCGUUUGAGAUGUUAUGCUGCGCUCAUGUGCUCUUGGAAUUAUUGACAUCUCGGGACAGAGAAACUCCCCAAAAGCUCCCAGAAUGUUCAGAACUGAGUUUACAACAUCCAAAAACGAGUUUCCAAGUAGUAAAUAGGAGUGGGGAGUUCACAUGGAACAAUAACAUAUAUCAUACUCUGAGUCUGAGCUUCCCAGUAAGCUAGCUUCGAGUUUACUAUUCUAAGAAGCAUGUGAACUCAGCAUUAGAGAACAGAUUUAAUAUUCAGUACUCAUUAAAAAAAGAGUGAUUAGUGUUUAUCCAAUUGAUAUGUUCAUGAGGGUGAUGUAGGGUUUAGGUCUUUAGUGAUGGUUACUUAGCCAUACAUGUUUAAUGUUCUCUUUUUUUAAUGCCAAGUUCCAAGGUGUCUGCUGUAUUUGUUUUACUUGUUUGAGUUGUUGCAAAAGUUCCACAAAUUGUUGCCAAACUACAUACAAGUGCAGGGGUAUCGAAUAGGUAUUUUAGGUGGAGCAACACGUCUGUAAUCAGGUCAAUGUCCUGUCUGCUCUACCUGAAGAACCAAUAUUGUAUUGUCUUUUGUAGUUGACCUAAAGAUGGCAAGUGUACUACAUUUUCAUUAGAUUUUCUAAAACCAAUUCUGUUGGUACAGCUUGUUAUUCAGAGGAAAUUUUGUGUACACUGCCUUUAUGCCAUGUUAUAGAUUACACAAGGGGUAUGGAUAGCUAUGUAUUGAGAAGGCCAACUGUAGAGGAUCCCUAUAUAUAAUUAAUAUUUCUUUGUAUACAAAGCCAACUGCAUAAUAUGCAUCACUAUAACAAAAAAAUACUAUGCCCAUUGUUUUUCAUAAUAUAAACAUGACUUUUUCCACUCACUUUUACAUGACGCUAUUCUUAGCUUAUUUAUUAAAGGACUCUUCCGAUAAGGAUUUAAUUAGGCAGUGGUAAUAGCAACUGCCACGCCAAGGCCUCGCUUACUUAUCCUUCCUUUAAUAACAAUGUGUAACGACAAAACAGUUAAAACGUUACUUCAUUCAAUUUGUUUAAUUCUGUCAAUUUGAUUAAAAAAGCAAACAAGCUGAUUGUAAAUAAUAAAACAAUUAUUGUAGAAACUAUUGUGCCAAUUGUCCACCUUCUGUAGGAGUUAGUCAGUCCUUGGCUUCGCUUCUACUGAGGACGGCAUGUAAUGACUGCACUGGGACUCCCUCUACUGGACAGCACUUGAACUGUUCUGCACACCACAGUUUAUUGGUCUGUCUUCAGUUUUUUUAGUUUAUUUUAUUUAACCUUUAUUUAACUAGGCAAGUCAGUUAAGAACUAAUUCUUAUUUACAUUAAUGGCCUACCUGGGUGACACUGGGCCAAUUGUGCGCUGCUCUAUGGGACUCCCAAUCACGACCGGUUGUGAUACACCCUGGAAUCGAACUAGGGUCUUUAGUGACGCAGUGCCUUAGACCGCAGCGCCACAGUUCAUGAGCUUUUGGUGGGCUGUAGUAUAUGCUGGAAUAUUUUUGUUUUAAAGCACUUGAUUUUGAGAAACUUGUGGAAUUUCUAAAGUAAUGUUUUAAUAUUUGAAAUGUUUUGUGGUAAAUAAAGUACCUCUUGGUGUUUCAUCAAGCUAAGAGGAGUUUUUUUUUAUUUUUAUGUCCAUGUCUUUUUCAUACACUGGCGUAAAGCUUCAAGUCUCUAUUUUAUUCUGUUAUUACUUGACAGCAUGAUAAUGUAUCAUGCUUUUGUAUAUCACUGGUCAAAAAAUAAAUCCUGGCUACCAAACGCACCCACAUGCAGUGCUGUUCGAAAUGUCUACCAAAUGGCUUUGUAUAAAAAGUUCAGAAUCACAAAUGUUACUAUUCAGCUCGGUUCCAAUGGUAUAUUGUUCACUUUGAAGUUUGUUUCAAGUCUACUUUGAAAUUCAGGUAUUUUCUUUAAAAUUAUCAAAUGUGUUUAUUUUCUGAUAUGUACAUGGAUAGACUGUAUUGCUGAAAUGUUGUAGUACUGGGACUUUACCGCUGCCAUCGCUACAGAUCAAACAUUCCUAAAAAAAAUAUGGAAUGAAGGCUCUGAAGUUUAUAAUCUUUGCAUGUUGAUUGAAUAGAUUUGUAUUUUUUAUGUUAAUUUCACAAUGUCCCUCUAAAACUAUCUAAUGCGCUGCUUAGAACGUUCAGAAGAUUGUGCUGCUCUUAUGCCUGACCUUUAAUACUUGUUAAUGCAGUGCAGCCAAAGAGACAUACUUAUGUACUUCGACCUUAUGUACUCACCUUUACCCUAUAGCACAUAACUGAACCUGAUCAGAAACCAUAAACUUGUUCAGUGAUGAUUCAAACAUGCUUGUGUUCAUUUGUGUUUUUGAGACUUUAGUAAUAAAGGAAUGACAUUCAAAAUAA
Messenger RNA from Oncorhynchus nerka (sockeye salmon), 4875 nucleotides. RefSeq names its product 1-acyl-sn-glycerol-3-phosphate acyltransferase epsilon-like. The coding region runs from base 825 to 1895 and encodes 356 amino acids. Gene Ontology annotation, cellular component: endomembrane system; mitochondrion. The transcript is spliced from 9 exons. NCBI's taxonomy places the organism in Eukaryota, Metazoa, Chordata, Actinopteri, Salmoniformes, Salmonidae. Gene Ontology annotation, molecular function: acyltransferase activity. The record is from RefSeq and is a predicted model, not a curated record.